Syzygium oleosum is the source of this 1023-nucleotide messenger RNA. Its product is annotated as PGR5-like protein 1B, chloroplastic. The record is from RefSeq and is a predicted model, not a curated record. Gene Ontology annotation, cellular component: chloroplast thylakoid membrane. NCBI's taxonomy places the organism in Eukaryota, Viridiplantae, Streptophyta, Magnoliopsida, Myrtales, Myrtaceae. The coding region runs from base 39 to 914 and encodes 291 amino acids. Gene Ontology annotation, biological process: photosynthetic electron transport in photosystem I. The transcript has 7 exons. Gene Ontology annotation, molecular function: oxidoreductase activity, acting on iron-sulfur proteins as donors.
CCGCGCCACUGAACUUCCGCCGCUACCCCCCGACUUUCAUGGCCGGCACGAGCUCCUCCUUCGCGCCGCGCGCCGCCGGGCUCUCCCGGGGACUCCGGGUCUCCGGAGCCCCGCUCUCCGUCCGGAUCCCGACGCGGUGCCGCGGGAUCGCCACCUGCAAGCCGGGCGAGCUCGGCCUCGCCGCCGAGGCCCCGUCCUGCAUCUACGUCGGCCCCAUCGAGACGGCCAGCAAGGAGACGCUCGAAGCUCUCUAUCGUCAGGCACGAGAUGCGUACUACAGCGGCAAGCCUCUCAUAGUCGACGACAUGUUUGAUCGAGUGGAGUUAAAACUCCGGUGGUACGGGUCCGAUUCGGUUGUCAAGUAUCCUCGCUGCAGUCUCAGGCGACAAUCGGUGUAUGCAGAUGCAGAGGAAGAUUUGUCUCAGGCUUUUGCCCUUGCCAUCAUAUGGAUUCUGUUUCUGGCAUUUGGAGGCUCGGCAUUUAUCGUGCCAGUAGUUUACACUGUUGGUCUGGCUUAUCAAGAUCCAUUUAACUCGGGGAUUUACCAUGGCACACAAGGCUCUGCACUAGGAUUUCUCUCUGCGGUUAAUGGCUUUCUUCUCAUGGCAUCAGGAUCACUUGUUGGAUAUCCAAUCGUUUCAGCUUCUGUUGGAGCACUUCUGGGCUUGUGGAGGAAAGACUUGGUAGCUUUGAAAGGGGCUUGUCCAAAUUGUGGAGAAGAGGUUUUUGCAUUCGUGAGGUCAGACAAAUCUAGUAGCUCACCUCAUAGAGCUGAUUGUCACGUUUGUGAAAGCACUUUAGAGUUCCGCACCAAGAUUGAGCAACCUGUCUCAAUAUUAGGCAGACGAUGGGUUUAUGGUCGUGUAUACCUUGUUGCUCGGAGAGGCAGGACUCGACGCCAAAGAUGCAUCUGAAAUGUUUUCCAAGGCAUAUCCGAACUGUCAUUGCAUUUUGUACAGCGCCGGAAUUUCUUCAUUUAUGUCCAGGUUGGCGGGGUACGUCGAAAUUGGCUUACCUUAAAAG